Racocetra fulgida is the source of this 238-nucleotide messenger RNA. NCBI's taxonomy places the organism in Eukaryota, Fungi, Glomeromycota, Glomeromycetes, Diversisporales, Gigasporaceae. The record is from the annotation of a GenBank genome assembly.
AUGGGUGGUAAUCAUCCAAUUUGGCAUCAUUUUACUAAACUUGGACCAGAUAAGGAUUAUAAACAAGGAUGUGCUAAAUGUAAUUAUUGUGAUCAUAAAUGCAAUGAAUCAGUUGUAAGAUGUGAAGGACAUUUAAGAGGAUGUAAUAAUGCUGGUAUAGAAAUUAAACAAUCAUACUUUGGGCCUACAUUUCAAGAGCCAGAACAAAAAAACUUAACAAGCAGACAAAGAAAUUCAA